This is a messenger RNA of Mya arenaria, 3663 nucleotides long. RefSeq lists its product as uncharacterized. The record is from RefSeq and is a predicted model, not a curated record. Bases 1 to 3663 code for a protein of 1220 amino acids. Lineage: Eukaryota; Metazoa; Mollusca; Bivalvia; Myida; Myidae. The transcript is spliced from 2 exons.
AUGGCGAUGACCCCGUCAUUUGAUCGUGCCAUUGGCGAUUAUGUAUACUUAAGCCCGUCAUUUGAGCGUGCCAUUGGCGAUUAUGUAUCCUUCAGCCUGUCAUUUGAUCGUGCCAUUGGCGAUUAUGUAUACUUAAGCCCGUCAUUUGAUCGUGUCAUUGGCGAUUAUGUAUCCUUCAGCCUGUCAUUUGAUCGUGCCAUUGGCGAUUAUGUAUCCUUCAGCCUGUCAUUUGAUCGUGCCAUUGGCGAUUAUGUAUCCUUCAGCCCGUCAUUUGAUCGUGCCAUUGGCGAUUAUGUAUACUUAAGCCUGUCAUUUGAUCGUGUCAUUGGCGAUUAUGUAUCCUUCAGCCUGUCAUUUGAUCGUGCCAUUGGCGAUUAUGUAUACUUCAGCCCGUCAUUUGAUCGUGCCAUUGGCGAUUAUGUAUACUUAAGCCCGUUAUUUGAUCGUGUCAUUGGCGAUUAUGUAUCCUUCAGCCUGUCAUUUGAUCGUGCCAUUGGCGAUUAUGUAUACUUAAGCCCGUCAUUUGAUCGUGCCAUUGGCGAUUAUGUAUACUUAAGCCCGUUAUUUGAUCGUGUCAUUGGCGAUUAUGUAUCUUUCAGCCUGUCAUUUGAUCGUGUCAUUGGCGAUUAUGUAUCCUUCAGCCUGUCAUUUGAUCGUGCCAUUGGCGAUUAUGUAUCCUUCAGCCUGUCAUUUGAUCGUGCCAUUGGCGAUUAUGUAUACUUAAGCCCGUCAUUUGAUCGUGCCAUUGGCGAUUAUGUAUACUUAAGCCCGUUAUUUGAUCGUGUCAUUGGCGAUUAUGUAUCCUUCAGCCUGUCAUUUGAUCGUGUCAUUGGCGAUUAUGUAUACUUAAGCCCGUUAUUUGAUCGUGUCAUUGGCGAUUAUGUAUACUUAAGCCCGUCAUUUGAUCGUGCCAUUGGCGAUUAUGUAUCCUUCAGCCCGUCAUUUGAUCGUGCCAUUGGCGAUUAUGUAUACUUAAGCCCGUCAUUUGAUCGUGUCAUUGGCGAUUAUGUAUCCUUCAGCCCGUCAUUUGAUCGUGCCAUUGGCGAUUAUGUAUACUUAAGCCCGUCAUUUGAUCGUGUCAUUGGCGAUUAUGUAUCCUUCAGCCCGUCAUUUGAUCGUGCCAUUGGCGAUUAUGUAUCCUUCAGCCCGUCAUUUGAUCGUGUCAUUGGCGAUUAUGUAUACUUAAGCCCGUCAUUUGAUCGUGUCAUUGGCGAUUAUGUAUCCUUCAGCCCGUCAUUUGAUCGUGCCAUUGGCGAUUAUGUAUACUUAAGCCCGUCAUUUGAUCGUGUCAUUGGCGAUUAUGUAUCCUUCAGCCCGUCAUUUGAUCGUGCCAUUGGCGAUUAUGUAUACUUAAGCCCGUCAUUUGAUCGUGUCAUUGGCGAUUAUGUAUCCUUCAGCCCGUCAUUUGAUCGUGCCAUUGGCGAUUAUGUAUCCUUCAGCCCGUCAUUUGAUCGUGUCAUUGGCGAUUAUGUAUCCUUCAGCCCGUCAUUUGAUCGUGUCAUUGGCGAUUAUGUAUCCUUCAGCCCGUCAUUUGAUCGUGUCAUUGGCGAUUAUGUAUCCUUCAGCCCGUCAUUUGAUCGUGUCAUUGGCGAUUAUGUAUCCUUCAGCCCGUCAUUUGAUCGUGUCAUUGGCGAUUAUGUAUACUUAAGCCCGUCAUUUGAUCGUGUCAUUGGCGAUUAUGUAUCCUUCAGCCCGUCAUUUGAUCGUGCCAUUGGCGAUUAUGUAUACUUAAGCCCGUCAUUUGAUCGUGCCAUUGGCGAUUAUAUAUACUUAAGCCCGUCAUUUGAUCGUGCCAUUGGCGAUUAUGUAUACUUAAGCCUGUCAUUUGAUCGUGCCAUUGGCGAUUAUGUAUACUUAAGCCUGUCAUUUGAUCGUGCCAUUGGCGAUUAUGUAUACUUAAGCCCGUUAUUUGAUCGUGUCAUUGGCGAUUAUGUAUACUCUAGUCAUUUAUUUGAUCGUGCCAUUGGCGAUUAUGUAUACUUAAGCCUGUCAUUUGGUCGUGCCAUUGGCGAUUAUGUAUACUUAAGCCUGUCAUUUGAUCGUGCCAUUGGCGAUUAUGUAUACUUAAGCCCGUCAUUUGAUCGUGUCAUUGGCGAUUAUGUAUACUUAAGCCUGUCUUUUGAUCGUGCCAUUGGCGAUUAUGUAUACUUAAGCCCGUUAUUUGAUCGUGUCAUUGGCGAUUAUGUAUACUCUAGUCAUUUAUUUGAUCGUGCCAUUGGCGAUUAUGUAUACUUAAGCCUGUCAUUUGGUCGUGCCAUUGGCGAUUAUGUAUACUUAAGCCUGUCAUUUGAUCGUGCCAUUGGCGAUUAUGUAUACUUAAGCCCGUCAUUUGAUCGUGUCAUUGGCGAUUAUGUAUACUUAAGCCUGUCAUUUGAUCGUGCCAUUGGCGAUUAUGUAUCCUUCAGCCCGUCAUUUGAUCGUGCCAUUGGCGAUUAUGUAUCCUUCAGCCCGUCAUUUGAUCGUGUCAUUGGCGAUUAUGUAUCCUUCAGCCCGUCAUUUGAUCGUGUCAUUGGCGAUUAUGUAUCCUUCAGCCCGUCAUUUGAUCGUGUCAUUGGCGAUUAUGUAUACUUAAGCCCGUCAUUUGAUCGUGUCAUUGGCGAUUAUGUAUACUUAAGCCCGUCAUUUGAUCGUGUCAUUAGCGAUUAUGUAUACUUAAGCCCGUCAUUUGAUCGUGCCAUUGGCGAUUAUGUAUACUUAAGCCCGUCAUUUGAUCGUGCCAUUGGCGAUUAUGUAUACUUAAGCCCGUCAUUUGAUCGUGCCAUUGGCGAUUAUGUAUCCUUCAGCCCGUCAUUUGAUCGUGCCAUUGGCGAUUAUGUAUACUUAAGCCCGUCAUUUGAUCGUGUCAUUGGCGAUUAUGUAUCCUUCAGCCCGUCAUUUGAUCGUGCCAUUGGCGAUUAUGUAUACUUAAGCCCGUCAUUUGAUCGUGUCAUUGGCGAUUAUGUAUCCUUCAGCCCGUCAUUUGAUCGUGCCAUUGGCGAUUAUGUAUACUUAAGCCCGUCAUUUGAUCGUGUCAUUGGCGAUUAUGUAUCCUUCAGCCCGUCAUUUGAUCGUGCCAUUGGCGAUUAUGUAUCCUUCAGCCCGUCAUUUGAUCGUGUCAUUGGCGAUUAUGUAUCCUUCAGCCCGUCAUUUGAUCGUGUCAUUGGCGAUUAUGUAUCCUUCAGCCCGUCAUUUGAUCGUGUCAUUGGCGAUUAUGUAUCCUUCAGCCCGUCAUUUGAUCGUGUCAUUGGCGAUUAUGUAUACUUAAGCCCGUCAUUUGAUCGUGUCAUUGGCGAUUAUGUAUACUUAAGCCCGUCAUUUGAUCGUGUCAUUGGCGAUUAUGUAUACUUAAGCCCGUCAUUUGAUCGUGCCAUUGGCGAUUAUGUAUACUUAAGCCCGUCAUUUGAUCGUGCCAUUGGCGAUUAUGUAUACUUAAGCCCGUCAUUUGAUCGUGCCAUUGGCGAUUAUGUAUACUUAAGCCCGUCAUUUGAUCGUGCCAUUGGCGAUUAUGUAUACUUAAGCCCGUCAUUUGAUCGUGUCAUUGGCGAUUAUGUAUACUUAAGCCUGUCAUUUGAUCGUGCCAUUGGCGAUUAUGUAUACUUAAGCCCGUCAUUUGAUCGUGUCAUUGGCGAUUAUGUAUCCUUCAGCCUGUCAUUUGGUCGUGUCAUUGGCGAUUAUCAUACUUAA